CCAACCAACCCCCCUCGAACCUCCGUCAGUCUCAGUUUCUCCUUGCUCUUUCGGUCGCAAGCAAUCCACAGCGCUUCCAGCGAGACGAAGAGAGGAGAGAGAGGGGAGGAAGGGCCCGAGAGGGAGGCUCCAGGGGCCCUGCAUUGCGUAGGGCGCAGCCGCCGGGAUGGAUCACGGCGGCGAGGGCCGCGUUGCGGCGGCUCGGCGCACGCUGCGUGCCGGUGUGGACAAGUCGCGCGCUCUGGGCCACUCGCUGGCCCGCGCGGGGCCCCGUCUAGAGGAGAUCCAGGCGGCGCUGCUGGCGCUGGAGGCCGCGGUGCGCCCAAUCCGCGCGCCGCAUGCCGAGCUCGCCGCCGCGGGGCCCCACAUCGACCGCGCCGUAAGCCCCGCCGCCGCCGUGCUCAAGGUGUUCGACGCCGUGCACGGCCUCGAGCCGCCGCUCCUGGCGCCAGGCGCCGCGGGCUCGGGCGCGGCCGGGGACCUGCCGGGGUAUCUCGCCGUCCUGGCGCAGCUCGAGGAGGCGCACAGGUUCCUCGCCGAUAACUGCGGGCUCGCCGCGCAGUGGCUCGCCGACAUCGUCGAGUACCUCGGCGACCGCGACCUCGCCGACCAGCGCUUCCUCGCCGACCUCGGGGUCACGCUCGACGAGCUCAGGACACCCCCCGCCGGCGACCUCGACGGCGGGCUCCUGGCAGCCGCCCUCAGUAUGCUCGAGGCCGAGUUCCGCCGCCUCCUCGCCGACCACUCCGCGCCGCUCGCGAUGCCGCAGACCGGCGCCGCCGCUGGAUCGGCCACGCCUUCCCGCGUGCCUGCCGUCGCCGUCCACAAGCUCACCCUCAUCCUCGAUCGCCUCGUGGCCAACGGCAGGCAAGACAGCUGCGUGGCCUCUUAUAUCGAUGCGCGCGGGGGUGUGGUCAGUGCAAGUCUUCGUGCUCUCGGCCUCGACUACCUGCGCGACCCUUCUCAGGACGCGCAGGCAUUGGGACCUGCUCUUGAUUUGUGGAGGCGGCAUUUGGAGUUUGUGGUGCGCCGUCUCCUCGACUCGGAGCGGCAGCUCUGUGCCAAGGUGUUUGGGCAGCAUAAGGAUGUCGCGUCCGCGUGCUUUGCAGAGGUGGCGGCACAAGCCGGGGUUCUUGACUUCUUGAGGUUUGGCCGCGCGGUUGCUGAUGCCAAGAAGGACCCCAUCAAGCUCCAGCGUCUGCUGGAGGUGUUUGAUUCUCUGAAUAAGCUGAGACUGGACUUCAACAGGUUGUUCGGUGGCAAAGCGUGCGCGGAGAUUCAGAGCCAGACAAGGGACCUUGUCAAGUUGUUGAUAGACGGCGCCGUCGAGAUCUUUGAGGAGUUGAUUGUGCAGGUGGAGCUGCAGCGGCACAUGCCUCCCCCAGUUGAUGGAGGCGUGCCGCGCUUAGUUACCUUUGUCGUUGAGUACUGCAACCGACUGCUUGGUGAGCAAUACAGGCCUGUGCUUGGGCAGGCGCUAACUAUCCAUCGCAGCUGGCGCAAGGAGGCGUUCAAUGACAGGAUGCUUGUUGACGCGGUGCUAAACAUCGUCAAGGCCCUUGAAGCUAACUUCGAUGUUUGGUCCAAGGCAUAUGACAACGCUACGCUGUCGUAUCUCUUCAUGAUGAAUACCCAUUGGCAUUUCUUCAGGCAUCUGAAGGCUACUAAGCUAGGAGAGGUCUUGGGUGAUGUGUGGCUGCGAGAGCAUGAACAAUACAAGGAAUACUAUUUGUCAAUGUUCAUCAGGGAGAGCUGGGGAGCACUUUCAGCGCUACUGAACCGGGAGGGAUUAAUAUUGUUCUCCAAGGGCCGGGCCACUGCAAGGGACCUGGUGAAGCAGCGCCUCAAAACAUUCAAUUCGAGCUUUGAUGAGAUGCAUCGCAGGCAAUCGUCGUGGGUUAUACCAGACAAGGAUCUGCGGGAGAGGACAUGUAAUCUUGUGGUGCAGACUAUCGUCCCUACCUACCGGAGCUACAUGCAGAACUAUGGGCCACUUGUGGAGCAAGAGGGAAAUGCCAGCAAGUAUGUAAGGUACACUGUCGAUGGUUUGGAGAAGAUGCUCAGUGCCCUCUACAUGCCCCGGCCCAGGAGGGCUGGGAGCUUCCAGAUCAAGCACUCGAGCGGUAAGAUUGCCAGUGCAAUGACUGGCUUGCAUCGGAGUGCUUCUGCAGUGAAAUAGCCUAUGUUAAAGAACCCAAAGAUUGGAUCAAUAUGAUAGUAUGUGGCAAUUGGCAAAUGAUUCAUUUGGCCCAGUCAAGCAAAGAGUCCCGCACUGGAUAGGUGACCGAAUAAUGGACCCAUGGUCGGAGCAGUGGUGUCAAGUGUCAUAUGAACAUAAGUUACUCUUUAGUUAGCAUGGAGAAUAGAGGCUGGUGAUCAGUUCCGUAGCUCCUGUUAGUGUCCCUGAACAUAAGUUACCCAUGGUCUGAGAUGUUACCAUUCUCCUGAGCUAUUUUCUCUUGUUGUGUACUUCUGCUGGUGUCCCUGGCACCAUAAUCAUUCAUCUGGAGAUAUUCAAUCAGCUGUGUAGUUAUGU
This is a messenger RNA of Zea mays, 2536 nucleotides long. Its product is annotated as exocyst subunit exo70 family protein G1. Gene Ontology annotation, biological process: exocytosis. The coding region runs from base 167 to 2179 and encodes 670 amino acids. The record is from RefSeq and is marked predicted. Gene Ontology annotation, cellular component: exocyst. Lineage: Eukaryota; Viridiplantae; Streptophyta; Magnoliopsida; Poales; Poaceae. The transcript has a single exon. Gene Ontology annotation, molecular function: phosphatidylinositol-4,5-bisphosphate binding.